AUGGAAGAUACCGCAGACUUGACGGCAUCGGCCAUGGAAGUUGGUCCUAGCUCUGGCACAGGUUUAACUAAAAGUAGUACUACAGCAGAAAAAACUACACCAGAGGCUUUGAGGUCCCGAGAUGCAACGGUUCAAAGGGAGAAAUCCUCACUAGGUCCUCAAUAUGAUGAUAAAACCCUGAUGCCGCCUCCAUCUCUUCCUACGAAUGUGUCAAGAUCACAGUCCCCAGGAAAUAAACCGUCUCCUAGGCCUUCAAGGAUGCGAGUGUCCAAAAGUGCGAAAAAACCAAACCGCCCGAUGACUAUUCGAGAGUGGAGAGCGGCUGCUCGAAAGAGAAAGGCCGAGGGUGCCGUUAAAGAGAACAAGUCUCCACAAAAACUACCUGAACUCAUGCCGGAGCCGCCACCAAAGCCGAUGUCCCCGCCUCCUCUCCCAUUUCAAAAACCACGGAAGCACAAGCAAAGUCAGAGAAGCCAAAACAUGGGCAAUAACCCGCCUAAGCGGCCUCCUAAAAAUUUCACAAGCGGGUUAUUAAAUUCGGUAGACGUUCUUCUAACUCCAAAGGAAAAGGAACGAAUUGCUAUAAAGCAAAAACGAGGCCAAGAUUCUGAGAAAAACCGUGCUGUUUCUUGCGAGAAGUCUGGAUGGGGUGGUGGCAUAAAGGGUACCCCGUCUAGUGACAAUGGGCUGCGAGUAAUAAGGCCUAGCCCUGGGAUUUUUAUGGUCCCUCUUAUCAACAAGAGGAGGAAUGAUUUUACAAAAGCACCACCAGGAGCAGUACCUUUCAAUUUUGACAAAAUGGGGAUGCCAUAUGCUAGCUCAAUAAAUACACCAUACCCGAUUUAUCAAACUCCUGGGCCUUUCACAACCCAGAACAAUGGCUUUCCCCAGGCCAAGUUUGAUGGGAGCUUCCAGUCUUUCGAUACUCAAAACCUAGGGUUGAAUUCUCCAAGUCCGCCUUCCACGACUGGUCAUUUCCAACAUAACUUAGUGGCUACGUCGAAAGCCUCGGAUAAGUUCUAUUUGGAUGUUAUUGCCAGGGUAGGAGCGCCGAUUCAGUCUAAAAAUGGUUCAUCUGAGGCGGCUAUGGACGUUGACACAGACCCAGAGCCUACUUCGUCAAAGGAGAAUUCAACUGGUGCUAGCGUCACUGAGAGAAAUUCCUUUGGAUCUGAAAUAAACAUUGGUGCUGGAAUUGGUGGUAGGGCUAGUAAUUUGUCUACACCAGCUUCAGAAGAGACCGCAUACAUCAAUGACUUCGGAGUCCAACCUCCAGGUGCUUCCCAAACGAGUGGCGUACCGUCAACAAUGGGAAAUAAAAUCAUUAAUAGCGUGGACGGAGCGGAAGGAAUUAAAGUAAAUUCACAGGAAAACGGCGUUUCAGUAGAUAUAGAUGUCGACUCUGAAUUCGAAUUUGCGGGCAGCUUUACAGAGAUGCUAGAGGGGGCCGACACUUCUUUUUACCCAGUUGAAGAUGAAACUGCUACAAAACGAGAAAUUAAACCAACCCCCAAUUUUACAUCUACGCCAUCGGCUUCCAAGAUCGGGCCGAUUGAUAACUCGGUCAUUUCUCCCAUGAUAUCAGCGGGUACCUCCCCAGCUCAAAAUCUGCCCUUGGGUUUCAAAGGCCAUGUGGAUUCGCAAGCGGACCGAAGCACGAAUAAUGGUUUAGGGAACAUGAACCCUAUGAAUAUGGGCCCUGUGAACCGACUUGGGCCGGGACCUGAACUGAUAUACACACCCAGCGGGUUUCCUUCGAGAUACUCAACUCCCAUGAACAUAAACACGAACAUGAACAUGGGAUUGAACAUGGGAAUUAACUCGGAUCCACUAGAUUCCUUUUAUGGACAUAGUUUUGGGAAUGUAAACCCAAAUAGCCCCACGGCUCCCGGCAUGCCCUGGAGCUUCAACAAAAAUCCGGGGGCAUAUCUUAAUUUCCCCAAUGCAGUAGGAUCUCAGCCCUCACUUCAAGAGUUUGGCCUACCUAGGCCAGUUUUGUCAACCUCUCCACCAACAGAACCCCUCCCAAAAGACCUCUUUCACGACGACUACAUCGGAGAAGUCCCACCAGAUCUUGAGGAGUUCAAACCCCAGAGACUUUACAUCCCUUGGACUGCAUUCAAUCAAGACAAUCUUCAGGAUCUCAAGAAUAGAGUUGCUACACGGUCUUCCUUGGAGACUCAUAUUCCGCUGCCAAAUCAAUUGAAGGAUAAGUAUUGGGUAACUGAAGAUGAGAGGAGGCAAGCGGAUAGAAGAAGGCCUUUUGGAGGAAGCGAUAUGAAAGGUACAGAUCUGAAUCUUCGAGGAGUCCCCUUUACAAGAGGCCCAAUGAUUAGGGGGGGUAUGGUGAGAGAUGUCCCCGUGAGAGGGGGGCCCAUGCGAGGUGGUGUUAUUGAAGGCGUUCCCAUCCGAGGCAUCCCUACUAGGGCGGUAACUAGUAGGGGAAGGGCUAUCAGAGGAGUGAGUACCACAGGGGGGAGAGUUCUUCACGAAAUGGUGCCUUCCGGCCCAGUCGAAAGCCCAAAUACUCUAUUCAACAAUAGCGGCUCGCGUCAACUAGAGGAUCCACACACACCAUCGCCAUUACAAGGAUUAUACAGACCAAAACUAACACCUCGAAGUUUCAAAGAAUCGCCGAAAGAUCCAAUAUCGAUUCCGCUCCCGGCCCGAACAGAUGAAGACGAUAUAGCGAUGAUUUUCGAUGAUCCCGGCCAUCUCUUUGAAAACAGCGAUGAUGAAAGUGAUAAUGAAGGCGAAGACGAAAGCGAAAGUGAUGGUGAAAUUGACAGUGAAAAUGGUGAUAGUAACGAUGAUGAAGAUACUUAUAGCAGUGAUGACUGUGGUGCUGACAGUAGUGAUGAGGAAGAUGACUUUCCUAUGGAAGACGAUAAGAGGCAGAAAGAGGGAGACGGAGUCAUUGAAAUAAAUAGUGACAGUAGCAGUGAUGACGACCAGGAUGGCCUCGAAGAGGACGAUGAAGAUGACUACUUCGACGGUGGAUACGAUGAAGAUAGUGAUGGAUUUUCAUCGGAGGAUGAGCUAUCGAAACUCCGCGAGCGUUGCAAGAAAAACGGUAUUACAGAGGAUGAUAUCAAAGAGUUACUAUUGGCGCUCGAUGACAUGGAGGCAAAAUACCCCUUCGAACCAGAAGUCGACGCCGGUCUCUCCAAGUUAAUUGAACCCUUCCUGGAAGGAGCCGAAGAAAAAACUGAAACCGACGUCGUCCUCGAAGAAGCUAAAAAGAAGAAGAUAGCAGAGCUAUCUGAGCCACCGAAGUUUAUUGGACCAAUGCCGCAACUUGAAAUUCAGGGACAGAAAAAAAGAAUUAGUUUUCUAGACACUAACGAAGGGAAGCCUCAGAAAAAUACUCUACGCCCUCCACCACCGCCACCAGUGAGACAAGGUCCCAGACGAGUAAGCUUUCUGGAUAUAAAUAAACCAUCAUCUCCUGCACCAGGGAAUGGGGGUAAUAACAACGAAAUUGAAAAGCUUCCAAUGGUGACGAAAAGCCCCCUUGCUGGAUUCGUAGCACCAAAGGCAAAGAAAGCACCGGCGCCGAGGAGAGUAAACACACAAGCCCCAAAGAGUACUACCGGAAACGCCGCCACGUUGCCAGUUGUCCCUUCCCAGCAGCUUGUAUCUUCAGCAGCACCGAAAAAGGGAAGAGUUUCGUGGACAUUUCUGCAAGCCCAGAAACAAAAAGAGGCAGAUGAGGCAGCCGCAAGUCCGCCAGCAUCCCAGAGUCAACUCGCACAAGCUGGGGGAAGUUUGGCAAUGGAACUCAAUGAUACGGGAGGAAGCGAUAUUCCAGAAAAUCGAAAGAUCGAACUCGAUCUAGAAUACGGAAGCGAAACAUUGAUAGCCGACGAAAACCUCUUACAUUUCAAAUGUCCUUUGAUUUCAACAGUCCUAGAUUUUCAAAACGCAAUGUCGACCCAAGGGAACCGCGGCAGACCAAAGAGACUAUCACUUCCAAAGAUCAAACUAGCUGCUAUGGAAAUCAUCGUCGAUUGGAUGUAUACUGGUGUCUUCGCUCUUCCAUAUAAAUACCAUAGCGAUGAUACGACGAUCCCAGAAACCUUCUAUGCGGCGUGUUUACUCGGACUUAAGUGUCUCCCCAAACAAAUUUUUCGAGUCCUUGAGGAGGAUCUUCUUAAGGGUGAGGGGAAUGGGAAGAUUCAAAACAGAAAAAAGCUUUUUAAGGAACUCAGAAGGGUGCUUGAUAGAGUCUCGUACCCACAAACCCAGGUUGAUGUUGAUACAGAAGAGUUGGAUCGGAUUUAUCGAGCUUGUCUUUGGAACACUCGACUUCGUAUAGGCAAUAAUACUACGUGA
Molecule: messenger RNA, 4335 nt
Organism: Orbilia oligospora ATCC 24927
Lineage: Eukaryota; Fungi; Ascomycota; Orbiliomycetes; Orbiliales; Orbiliaceae
Exons: 5
Coding region: 1-4335 (1444 amino acids)
Source: RefSeq, a predicted model, not a curated record